Messenger RNA from Cantharellus anzutake, 204 nucleotides. RefSeq lists its product as uncharacterized. The transcript is spliced from 2 exons. Gene Ontology annotation, biological process: vacuolar proton-transporting V-type ATPase complex assembly. Lineage: Eukaryota; Fungi; Basidiomycota; Agaricomycetes; Cantharellales; Hydnaceae. The record is from RefSeq and is a predicted model, not a curated record. The annotation marks the transcript as partial.
GGUGGCGCGUUGGCGAAAUUGCUAACUUUCGCCAUUUCACUCGCAGUCGUGCCAAUAUGUAGCUACUUUAUGUCCUUGACCUACGUAUGGAGAGGGAAUGCAAACUACGCCGCUAUAACUGCAAUUGUCAUGGCCAACGUAGUCUUAGUUUCUUACAUCAUUGUUUCCAUCCUGGAGGACAAAGGGGAACCCACUCCACUGAGA